AUGUCAUCAGACGGUCCAAAUCAUAAUGAGUUCGAUUUUGAGUUCCUGGGGAACACUACAGGUGAACCUCACCUUGUCCAAACCAAUGUGUAUAUGAAUGGCGUAGGUAACAGGAAGCAGAGGAUGGACCUGUGGUUCGUCCCCACCAAGGACUCUCAGACUAAUUCCCGCCAGGGGAACGAAUCUUCGAUGACUUUUACAUGCCCCUUGGGUCCCAUUCAGAUCUACAAGAGAAACAUGUAUACUCUGCAACGUCUCCUUCAAUCACCGUGGCUUAUCGCAAUACCAUACACGUCAGACCCCACCCAAUUUAUGAUGGAUGAGACCCCAAUUAGAGCGCACACCAACUUGGAACACAAAGGAAUUCCCUUUCCAAAGGAUCAACCGAUGGGCGCGUACAAUUCAAUAUGGAAUGCGGAUGAAAACUGA
Messenger RNA from Mangifera indica (mango), 429 nucleotides. RefSeq names its product xyloglucan endotransglucosylase/hydrolase protein 9-like. Bases 1 to 429 code for a protein of 142 amino acids. The record is from RefSeq and is a predicted model, not a curated record. NCBI's taxonomy places the organism in Eukaryota, Viridiplantae, Streptophyta, Magnoliopsida, Sapindales, Anacardiaceae. The transcript has 2 exons. Gene Ontology annotation, biological process: carbohydrate metabolic process. Gene Ontology annotation, molecular function: hydrolase activity, hydrolyzing O-glycosyl compounds.